UCGAGUUUGUUCGAAAAGGGGGCUGUUUUGGGGGAUGCUCUCCCCCGGCCGCAGUGACGUCGGGGGCUAUUUUUUUGUGCCAUGUGGGAGGUUGAAGAUAUGUAUCAUGGUAAACGAAAAAAAAAGGUUCCUUGCCCCUUGGCUUGCUGGAUUCCCUGUUGGCACUGACUGGAGCCCCCUCGCAGGAUGCUGCUGGAUACUGCUAAUAGAACUUACCACUUACACCACAAUAAUACGGAGUAUGCUAGCAGUAGUAUCUUUCUGCCUAGCAUACAUGUACCUAUAAUAUUAUAUCAGUGGGGUUCUCACCGGGUUACCUCUCCCGGACUGGGCUGGUAUCAGCCAAGAACAACCAGCUCGUAAGGACAGACAAUCUCAUGCUUGAACCAUGAAUAAAGACCCAGAAAAAAAACAAUCAAGCAUUAAACGGUACUGUGGGCCGAAAAAGCUUCUUUCUUUCUUAUGCCGCUGACAAGGAGACGGGAGGAGAAAAAAAACAGCGGCGGGGAAAA
Messenger RNA from Trichoderma harzianum CBS 226.95, 512 nucleotides. RefSeq lists its product as hypothetical. The coding region runs from base 107 to 286 and encodes 59 amino acids. The transcript has a single exon. NCBI's taxonomy places the organism in Eukaryota, Fungi, Ascomycota, Sordariomycetes, Hypocreales, Hypocreaceae. The record is from RefSeq and is a predicted model, not a curated record.